AUGGGAAAUAACUAAUCAUAAAAUAAAAAUCAUCCCAAGCCUAAAAGCAAAAAAAAGGAACAACUUAAGAAAUUAUUUGUAAUAAAGAAGGAUAUGUAAGGAUCUAAAAUAUAUAUUUAGUCUAUUUUCCAAGUUAUCUUAAAAAACUUCUUCACUGAUUACAUGUUUUUUAAAUGUUUAAGAGUUUAAUAAUCUCCUUCAAGUGUCAAAAACUACGUAUUAAAUAUUUAGUUAAACCUCUGGUUGUUUUUAAAUAGAAUGCUAAAGACUCUUAAAUAUUAAAUGUGAGUUAAUAUAAUCCAAAAAUUGGAAAUUAAUAUUAUAAAGUGUAAUGAGUAUUCCAAUAAGAACAUUACCAUAUGGAGAAGCAAUUAAAAGUGUAAGAUAUUAGAUAAAAUAAUUCCCAAUGUUUAUAGAACAGAAAAUAAAUUAUAGUGGGUUUUAGAAAGCCAUUCUAUAUUAUGAAAAUUAAUUUAAUGAACAAAAAUAAAUUAUUAAGAGUUUUGAUUAUAUUGAAGCAUUAAACUUUGCAUCUAAUAAUACAGAUAUAUUAUUAAGAGUUAGGUAAGGGUUUGAAAUUCAUACAUAAUUACCAGAAUUACUAAUGUUAAUAUAUAAUUUGCAUGAUUAUGUAAAAAUAUUUUGUUAAUAUCUGGAAAUAAGAUUUUCUAAAUGUAAUCUAGAAUAGUUUAUUUAAAUUUGGUAACAUUAUUAGGGUUGGAUAAGUUCAGUAGAAAAUUAGACAUUUGAUUUAAUAUUCCUAUUUAAUAAAAUAAUAGAUGAAAGCUUGCCCUAAUAUAAGUUACCUAAAUAUACGAUUAGACAUUUUAUGGUAUGUGAAUGGAUGAAGAAAGCUGAUAAAGGACAAUUGAUUGUUAAAUUAAGAGAAGAUUUUAGAUUGUAAAUGAUAGAAUCUAGAAAUAAAAAUAAAAAAUCUUAGUUGUUGAGAUAAUAUAUUUAAUAUCUUAUUGAUAUUAGUACUAAUUAAAAUAAUAUUCAAUAAUAUGGUUAUUAUAACUUUUAAUAUUGUUAAGAACUUAAUUAAUUAAUUAAUUUAGCAAUAGAUUUAACUCCUAAAUUAAAUAUAGAGUAUUAAUAAGAUGAGGAAUUAUUAAUUUAUAUAUUUGGAUAGUAUGUAUAUGAUUAUUAUGUGUUUGAAUUAUCAUCUGCAUUUAGAGUUGAUCAGUUUAAAUGUGAAAUUAAGUAAUUUCAUUAAGAAAGUUAAUAGAUGUCUAAAAUUUUAGUUAAAAAUUUUGAAGAUUAACACCUUUAGAAUAAUUUAUUUGUAAAUGAAGUUUAGAACUUUAAAUACUAUUUAUAAUCAUAAUACAAUGUUUAAUUGAAAAUAAAAUCUUUAUUCAAAUAAAUAACAAUUAUGGAUGAUGAUAUUAAUAAUUCUUCUGAGAACAUUAUAGCAGAAAGUUUAGGGACAUCAGGUAUUUCAUUAACAUCUACAAAUUGCAGUUCAGUAUUUUCAAGUGUAAAAAAUAAUGAUUAAUUAUAUCAUUAUAUCAAAUUUUAUUAAAAAGAAUUAUUUAAUAAAAUUUAAAAGUUUUGUUGCAAAUAAUAAGAUGUAUACCAGUAUUCAUUAGAAUAAGAACCAUCUAAUGAAAUUAUAUAUGAUGUUCCAGAAUUAGCUGAAUAUGAUUAUAUUUCGCAUUAAAAUCUAAUGGAUUUAUUUUACAAUAGAAUAAAACGAUCCAAUGCAAUAUAUUAAUUAGAAAGAAGAUAAACUAUUUUAACAUCUAAUUACCAGAGUAAUCAAUAAUAAAUCUAAACUUAAUCACUUAAUCAAGCAGAAUAAAUGUUAAAAUGCCUUUUAAAAUGA
Messenger RNA from Paramecium primaurelia, 1828 nucleotides. Lineage: Eukaryota; Ciliophora; Oligohymenophorea; Peniculida; Parameciidae. The record is from the annotation of a GenBank genome assembly.